AUGAAUAUAAAAAAGAAAGCUUCAUUAGAUCUAUCUUUAGGUGUUGGGAAUACAUCUCUAUAUAGACGUCAUGCUAAAUUACAAGAUAUAAAACAAGUAAAAGAUAAAAAGUUGAGAAGUAAAUUAACAACUCAACAAAGAUUAUAUCACGUAGCAUCUGAACGUCUAGCAAAGAGUGAAAUUUUAUUACCUGAGUCUAUUGGUUAUCUUGAGACUGAAGGGCUAGAAAAAAGUUAUUCUAUAUCUCAAGAAUUGAUUACUGAAAAUAUCUCAUUAGGAGCUGCUAAUAAAAGGUUUUCACUUAAUCUAUCAUAUGGGCCAUAUUUUGUUGAUUAUACUAGAAAUGGUAAUCAUCUCUUAAUUGGAGGAUAUGAAGGUACUAUUGCCCUAUUAGAUGUAUCAAAUGGUCAACCAGAAAUAGUAACAGAAAUUCCACAAUUAAAAGAGACUAUACAAGAUGUCCAUUUCCUUCAUAAUUAUACAAUGUUUGCUGUUGCUCAGAAUAAGUAUGUUUAUAUUUAUGACCGUGAUGGUAUUGAAAUACAUUGUAUACGUGAUCAUGUAAUGAAUCCAUACAAGUUAGACUUUCUUCCAUAUCACUUUUUAUUAACUAGUAUUGGAGAAUUUGGUGAAUUAAGAUAUCAAGAUAUAUCUACUGGUAAAGUAGCUGCACUGCAUAAAACAGGUAAAGGAGCAUGUCGUGUAAUGAAGCAUAACCCUUAUAAUGGAGUAAUUCAUUUAGGACAUAAGGAUGGAACAGUAUCACUAUGGACACCUAAUAUUGCAACUCCAGUUGUUAAACUCUUGGCACAAAAAGGUAGUGUUACUGCUCUUGAUGUAACAAAUCACUAUAUGGUAACAGCAGGUAUGGAUAACUCUUGGAAAAUUUGGGAUAUAAGGAAACCAUCUGAUUUUUGUCCAUUACAUAACUUAAAAUCUUUCGGAGCAAGUGUUGCAUCUAUUUCAAUUUCUGGUACAGGUUUAGUAUCUGUUGGUUUUGGAUGUCAUAUUCAAGUAUGGAAAGAUAUAUUAGCUUCUUCAAAACCUAAGAUGCCAUAUAUUACACAUGAUCAUAAUGGAUCAUAUAUAACUAGUAUAAAAUUUCAACCAUGGAAUGAUGUUCUUGGAAUAGGGCAUAAAGAAGGAGCUGAGUCCAUUAUUGUACCUGGUGCUGGAUGUCCAAAUUUUGAUUCACGAGUUGCAAAUAUUUUUGAAACUCCAAAGCAGAGAAGGGAAUCAGAAGUUAGAAUGUUGUUAGAAAAACUUCCUGAAUCAACUAUAACUCUUUACCCAGAUUGUAUUGGUAGUGUUGAUACUGCACCUAGAGCUGUAAGAAAAGUUGAGUCCCAAACACUUAAAGAUAAUGAAUCUAAAAAACUAAAGAAGACAAAGAAUAAAAAGAGGGGACGAUCAAAAAUUGAAAAUAAGAUUCGUAACAAAAAUUUGAGAUAUGCAACUAUGAUUCGUACAAAAGCUACUGAAAUAAUUUCUGAAAAGAAGUUAAAUCAAGCUAAUAUUAAUAAAGAUAAGAAUAAACCCUUAGAUAAUUUCAAAAUAACAAAUUUAAAGUCUAGAAAUGCUUUGGAUAGAUUUAGAUAA
This is a messenger RNA of Cryptosporidium muris RN66, 1599 nucleotides long. RefSeq lists its product as uncharacterized. Gene Ontology annotation, cellular component: 90S preribosome; small-subunit processome; nucleolus. Gene Ontology annotation, molecular function: protein binding. Gene Ontology annotation, biological process: maturation of SSU-rRNA from tricistronic rRNA transcript (SSU-rRNA, 5.8S rRNA, LSU-rRNA). NCBI's taxonomy places the organism in Eukaryota, Apicomplexa, Conoidasida, Eucoccidiorida, Cryptosporidiidae. The record is from RefSeq and is a predicted model, not a curated record. The coding region runs from base 1 to 1599 and encodes 532 amino acids. The transcript has a single exon.